GGGGGGAGGAAGGAAGUGGAUGAGGGCAAACCCGGCGAAUGCCCUGAAGUGGCCAUGUGCUUCCCCUCCCCUUCUCUCCGACUCCUGCUCAGAUGCACCUGGCUCGAGUUUCUUCGGGGUCGACGGCACAGUGCAUUACACUUCAUCGAGAUAACCAGGAGCCAGAUGUCGCAGAGCAUCCUGUCCGACGGGCGGCAUCGAUUCUGCACCGAACGCAACCUCCAGACCUUCGAUCCCCCCAUCGCAGCCGGUCCGAGAAUGGAAGACGACCUCGACAUCGCUCAUCGCCACGACAAGGACCUCCCUGGUCGAUCGGCGACACCCGUCCGACCGUCUUCGAACCCUUCAACUUCAGCUCGGAUAACAGGCUGGUUUCCACCAGAGUGCUGCCCUUGCGAACGGGCUCUUCGUUCUUGAAGCAAGCACUAUACCCAUCAGAUGGACACCACGCUGGACACCCUGGCACCCUGGACAGGGGGACGGAGGGUAGGCCUGAGACUUGUGGCUUUUGUUGCUUCCCAGCCUGCCACCAGGCGCAACCCAACAAGUCUGAAGAGACCCAUCAUGAUCCUGGCUUUAGUGACCGGUUCCGGAGAAGAAUGUCCGUCAAUUCGUCGAACAAUGAGCAGGACCACAAUUCGGUAUCUAAGUGCUAGACAUGGGCAUUGCUGGGGGUUUCGCGAGUUAUAUUGGUCAGGGAUGUGUGGCUAUGAUACCCGCUGACCGAUGACAUCUGUCACCCAAAGCAGAGGAUACAAGGGGGUUUACCAGGGGACGAU
This is a messenger RNA of Aspergillus heteromorphus CBS 117.55, 779 nucleotides long. RefSeq lists its product as uncharacterized. The record is from RefSeq and is a predicted model, not a curated record. Lineage: Eukaryota; Fungi; Ascomycota; Eurotiomycetes; Eurotiales; Aspergillaceae. Bases 93 to 656 code for a protein of 187 amino acids. The transcript is spliced from 2 exons.